This is a messenger RNA of Spodoptera littoralis (African cotton leafworm), 1011 nucleotides long. Lineage: Eukaryota; Metazoa; Arthropoda; Insecta; Lepidoptera; Noctuidae. The record is from the annotation of a GenBank genome assembly.
AUGUCAGACAGACGCACUCCACCAAAAUCUUCCACAACAACUAAAUUAAUACAGGCGAGGUCCGAUUCGGACAUUCCACAGGCGAUGUCAAGUAGUCCUUUCGGAAAUGUAAACACUACUUCACGUAGUAAACGCCCAUGUCCAGAACCUUCACCCUCACCUAAAAACAAGGAACCCGCAUCGUCACCUAGAAACAGCGACCUCCAGGACUUUAAGCAAGAGAUACGCCAGAUGUUGACUACUUGGAAAAAGGAACAACAAGAUUACCUUACAAAAAUAAUAAAUGAACAAAGUACUCAAUUAAAAAGGCUCGUCUCUGACAUAGCCGAACUAAAAAUACAAAAUAACUCAAUGCAAAAGUCAUUCUCGGAGAUGGAAAGCACUGUCACAUUCAUUAGCAAACAAUAUGACGAUAUGUCAAAACAACUUGAGUCAUUGCAAAAAGAAAAACGAGCGUGCAGAGACAGCAUGCAACAGCAGGAUGCGAAAUUACAAGACCUGCAGCAACUAUCUCGGUCAUCCAUUAUAGAAAUUCGCAACGUUCCCAACAAAGAGAAGGAAACCGCAACCGAUCUCACCUCCGUCGUUAGCAGGAUAGGCGCAACGAUCAACACGCCGGUCGAUCGAACGCAAGUGCGCGACAUCUACCGCCUACCGGGUAAACCUGGAACGGUCAGACCGAUAGUCGUGGAAUUCACCAAUGUGGAGACAAAAAACCAAAUGAUUACCUCCAUACGCAACUUCAACAAAGGGAACCCCAUUGAAGGACGAUUGAACACUCUCAGUAUUGGCCUGGGCGGCGACCGUCGGCCGAUCUAUGUCGCAGAAUAUCUUCCUGCCAGCUCGCGAAAACUCUUCUAUAUAACGAGAGAAUUUGCGAAACGAAUGGAAUAUAAAUAUUGUUGGACGUCGAAUGGAAAUAUAUUUCUGCGUAAGGAGGAAGGUGCCAGACAACUGCUUAUUAAAUCCGAACAAUCUCUUGCUGACCUGCAAGUUCAAAUGACUAAAUGA